ACUUGUCUUUCUUCAGAAAAGCGUUUGAUACCCUGAACAGAUCUACUCUCAUCCACUUCUGGCUAGUCACGAAGUUCCAAGCAAGACUGCGUUGUCUCGCGUAGUUAUCUGGUACGCUUAGUCAGCAUGCGUAUCUCCCUACAUCAAUGCGUACCUUCCAUUGCUCACGACCCAUCGCGCCUUCUCCAAUUUACCGCUUGGAAGCUCUACAUCCAACCCUAAUCAUACCAAUUCAGAGUGAAGAUUUGUACUCGCAAGUCCAGCAAUGUCGCAAAAGACAUCUCCCUAAGUCGAGACUCCACAACCUCAAUCCGAGAUGAUGUCGCUACUGGAACUCCCGGGAGACAUUCGCAACAUCAUCUAUGGCUUUUGCAUGAAUUGUCUGCCCCGCGACCGGCUAUGUCUCACACGCGCCAUGUCAACACCCCAGCAACCUCAAGUACAACCGCAACCCCAUUACAAAAGCCUUACGCAAGCCAGCAAGCAACUUCGCAACGAGUUUCUUCCGUUGUAUAUGAAAAACAACCUGGUAUAUGUCACCCUCGAGGAACUUCCCAGUUACCUCGCCACCUUCUUUCCUGAAGCCACGAACAAGACCAUGCAGACCUACAUCGGCAACUUCAUAGCUAUUGUUCCUGCGGAGCCAAUUCGGAGAUUUGACGUCUUCCCAUUGGUGCGCCUGCGCACGUAUGCGCCGAGGGUCUCCUUCGUUUUCCAAUGGUUUAUGUCUUACGUUAAUGCACGGCUUGCAUCAAGGGUCAAGAUUCUGAACUACCUGACGUCUGCCGAUGCUGCGCCUUUCAUAAUCUCAAGGUUGGCUUCGAUCGGGACCUUGGGUGUAUGUCUGGAACCAACAGUUGUAAUCCGGGGCAGGACGUGGACGAGAACUGGCCGUCCUGAGCUUACUAUCAUCUCCAGGAAGGUCGAGGGCCGGCCGUGCAUGGACGUAAAUGAUGAGGACAUACGGCGUUGGCAAUUCUGUAUCGGUGGGGAGGCGAGUAGGGCUCACCAGGAGAGCCUGCGGGAGAUUAUAAAUCAGAUUAACGAUCUUAGCCAAGGAGAUGAAUGGAGCAUUGUGUCGAUGGCUGAGUAACACAAGACUCUGAUGAGAGCGAUUAUACAAAGGUUCUCGUUGAGCCCGUGCAAGAUUGGGUAGAUGCAUGGCUAGAACGUCGGAGGUCAGGUCCCAGUAGAGAGCUUGGGAUACUUUGACGGGCA
Dothidotthia symphoricarpi CBS 119687 is the source of this 1218-nucleotide messenger RNA. RefSeq lists its product as uncharacterized. The record is from RefSeq and is a predicted model, not a curated record. The coding region runs from base 317 to 1093 and encodes 258 amino acids. NCBI's taxonomy places the organism in Eukaryota, Fungi, Ascomycota, Dothideomycetes, Pleosporales, Dothidotthiaceae. The transcript has 2 exons.